Molecule: messenger RNA, 5169 nt
Organism: Trichobilharzia regenti
Lineage: Eukaryota; Metazoa; Platyhelminthes; Trematoda; Strigeidida; Schistosomatidae
Source: the annotation of a GenBank genome assembly
UAACCUACUAAAAUGAUGCUAGUAAGAUAGUUGUAAACAAGAGAUUAGAUGAAAUUAUUAAAAAUGCAAAUUCAUAACAAACAAUUUUCAGAAUGGUACACACUAUCUAAUACUAUUUGAGUUAAACCCAUUGCCAGCUGCCAACAGGCAUUUCUCAUGGGAAACAAUGAGAUCUAAUCACAUUUCGCGCUUCAUGAAACACACCUUCUAACCGAGAAUCUUCAGUCUGCAUCAAAUAUUACAUUGUAGUUAUAAAUUUAAGCAUGCACUUCAACGUUAUUUCAAUGAUUUAGCAUAAACUGAAAUCAGGUGCUGAGUUUUAGCACCAAGGGGCGACACUGAGCAGGACACAUCAAAUUUUGUGUCUAGCGUAGAUUGUCAAGCACUUCCAGUCUUCAUCCCAACCUCCAAAUGAAAAAGAACUAUUAUGGAUUCCCAAAAUUAUACUACAGACAUACGUACAAAUCGAUCAAAAAACUAUAGACUAACUUUUGAGUUGAUGUCUCAAUCAUUCUAAUCAGAAGACCUCAAUUUGCUCCACAUAUCAAACUGCAAAUAUAUAUAUUUGCAUAUAAUUUACCGUCUACAAUGUUACUUCUGUGAUUCGCCUCAACUGAAAUCACUUAAUAUAAAUAGUUCUGGAACUAAGUGUCGACAGUAACCAGUACGCGUCGACGUCCACCAACUCCAGGCUUCAUAUCAACCUCAAAUUGAAACAGAAUUGUUAUGCAACCCAAUAAUUACAGGGAACCGAAAUUUACUACAGACAUACCUACAAAUCGAUCAAAAACAUACAAAUCACCAAAAUGGCAAGCAGUACUCCCCUUUAAUUAUCACCACCUGUAAUCAUUCGUGAAUUAAUUGGUCAGUGAGUGUGUGUCAGCCUGAAGUAAGGAAUGAAAACUAGGGUUGUAAAUAAUUUGUGAUGGAUUGAAAUAUGAGAAAAAAUCUGUGACUAGAGGGCUGCUUACUAAACAGUUUUUUGAAAACUAGUAGCUAUUCACAUCCUGUUGAAAUGUGACGGUCUCGUUUCUUUGUCAAAGAUAGACAGUCUUAGGUGUUAAGAAGACAAAUUUCGCGAGAUGAUAUCUGUGGUGAUUGACUAUUUCUAUCUUUGUAUUGUUUAAAUACUUACUGUUGAUUGUGAAUAUUUUCAUAUAUGAAUUGCAUUAGAAUUCCGCUAAAUACAAAUUCCUGAUUGCUGCCCUCUCUGGGUUUUGUUUAGAUUCUUAUAAUUCCGUCAGAUCGAAAUACUAAUACUUCAAGUACAAUAAAUUACUACAAAUUGGCGUCGCGAUGGAGCUAAGUAACCUGGGAAAAUUUCCUCUUAAUGGUUCUCCGCGGGAGAUUGCUGAUUAUUUGGAAUGCUUUGAUGCGUGGUGCAUUUCAAAGAAUGUUCGGGAUGAUAAAAUACCUGCUCAUUUCAUCACCGCUAUUGGGCUUGAUGCAUAUAGCCUGGUGAAGAAUCUGGCAUUUCCAGAUAAACCCAUUUCUCUGUCAUAUGACAAGAUCCGUGAACUUCUGACAAAUCACUUUCAUGUGACUACAUUUGAGACCAGAGAGAGGGCUCACUUCAACAAACUGGUACGUUCUCCCAACCAGAAGAUUAGAGACUUCAUUCUUCAACUUCAAAUUCAAGCCUCAAAGUGUAACUUUGGAGAUCAGCUGCAUACUCAACUACGUGAUCGUCUAAUUGCUGGAAUCAAUAUUCCUAAGUUAGAGAAAGAGUUAAUUCAGAUUCCUUCUUGUACGUUUCAAACUGCUAAAGAUUUAUGUAUUACAUAUGAAGAUGUCAACAGUGAAUACUCUGCUCCCACUACGUCAGUAUCUGAUGUUAUGCUUUCUAAAGUCGAAAAUACAAGUGUUCAUGGAAAGAAAUCCAAACUGCCGUCCACAGGUAAUAGAAUGCAGCGAGAGAUCAAAAACAUUAAACCGUGUUUAUCCUGUGGAAAGUUACAUCUACGAAGCACUUGCCGUUUUCGGAGUGCUAAGUGUCACAAAUGUGGUAAAGUUGGACACAUCAAGACUGUGUGCAGAAGUUCGAAUACAUAUGUUACUGAGAAUCCUGAUAAUUCUUCCAAUUUAUCUGGUAAAAUGCAGUCGAUGUCUCUUUCAACUUUUCCCAAUACUCAAUCUCAUCUAAUGAGAACCUUCACUACAAGUUCAGGCAAGUCCCAUUGUUUUAUAAUUGAUACUGGGAGUACUGAAUCUAUAAUUUCUAAGAAAGAUUUACAAUCGAUUUGUAAGAAUGUCCAGAUAGACCCUACUACUAGUUCAAUUACAGGCAUAACUGGUCAUAAAUUACCUCUUAUCGGGGCUACUAACAUUUCUUUGAAAUCAGACAGUGGUAAUUUUGUAAAUAUUCCCUUUCUUGUUAGUGAAUAUGGUCCAUCUCUAUUGGGAUUAAAAGCCCUUAGAUUGUUAAAUGUCGAAAUUUCACUUUGUACUGAGUUGUUUGAUGAAUCUUUGUUCAGGGAAUUACUUCUCCAAUGCUCAAAGAGUGUAGGUGGUAUGAAGAUUCAGCCCAUCCAUCUUGAAAUAGAGGGUGAUCCUAUCUUCCUGAAACGCCGAUUAAUUCCAUAUGGAUUGCGAGAUGCAGUUAAGAAAGAGUUAGACAAGUUGGUUGAGCAAGGCAUACUUAUGCCAGUUGAGUCUUCAAAUUGGGCUACUCCUAUUGUUACGCCACUAAAGGCUGAUGGAAAAACACCUAGAAUUUGUGGUGACUACCGCCUUACACUCAAUAGUCGUCUACUACAGCAAAGUUGCACUACUCUAGAAACUGAAGACAUUCUCUACAAGCUACAUGGCUCAAGAUACUUUUCCAAAAUAGAUCUAAAAGAUGCCUAUUUGCAAAUUCCUCUUGAUGAGGCGUCUAGUGCAUUAACAACCAUUAAUACUCCAUUUGGAUUGUUCAAGUAUAAGUUCUUGCCUUUUGGUUUAAAGGUUUCACCUGCAAUAUUUCAAAAUGUAAUAAAUCAGAUGAUAGAUGGAUUAGAUGGUGUUGAGUCAUACCAAGACGACAUUAUAGUUCAUGGUCCUAAUAUCGAAUUGCAUAAUGAACGUCUUUUAAAACUGUUCAGGCGUUUAUGUGAGAAUAAUGUUCUUGUUAAUCCAUCUAAAUGCCAUUUCACUUUGUCGUCUGUAUCAUGCUUGGGAUACACAGUAGACUCCGAAGGUUUCAGACCUGAUGCUAGUCGUUUGGCACCUCUAAUUCAAGCACCGUCACCUAAUAAUAUGUCAUCGUUGAGAUCAUGGAUAGGUACUCUUCAGUUUUACUCCAGAUUCAUUCCCAACUUCACUCAACGGUUAUCUCCACUUUUUGAGAUUGUCUCCAGUAAACAGUUUAAGUGGGAACAACAACAUGAGAAUAUCUUGCGAAAAACUUUGGAGUUUCUUAAUAAACAAGCUUUCUUAAGACCUUUUUCAUCGAAAGAUAAGUCUGUUCUCACUACAGAUGCUUCUCCUAUGGGUAUAGCUGCAGUACUUGAGCAAAAUGGACAACCUGUUAUUUGUAUUUCAAGACGUCUAAGUAAGAGUGAACAAGGGUACUCACAAACCCAGAAAGAAGCUUUAGCAGUUGUAUGGGCAAUAAGACGCUUGCACAAGUAUCUCUUUGGUACUAAGUUUCACAUAGUUACUGAUCAUCAAGCUUUGAAAUUCAUUUACAAUCCAGAAAAAUCUUUGAAUAAAUCAUCUGCUGCUAUGGUUCAGAGAUGGAGUUUAGAACUAAGUGCAUAUGAUUACACUAUUGAACAUAGAUCGGCAAAGGAUAUACCUCAUGCAGACUUCUUAUCUCGUUAUUCAUUAUUUGAAAAUAUUGCUAAUGAUACUGAUUGCUUAUUAGUCCAGCCGUUACCGGUGGAUCGAGUUCGACUUAUAAAUGAUACUCGGAAAUAUUACGGAUGUGUUAUAAAUGCAACAAAAAGAGGUUGGAAUGUUCAGUGUAAGCGAAGAUUUCCAGACUUUUAUAAGCGAAGAGAUGAGAUUUCAGUCCAUCCUGAAGGAUUUCUAUGUCUGAAUGACAGAAUUAUUAUUCCUCCAACAUUAAGAUCUGCGAUUUUGGAUGAUCUACAUUCUGCUCAUCUAGGAGCUGAUAAGAUGAAAUCAUUAGCACGCCUAACAUGCUGGUGGCCGGAAAUUGAUGCUGACAUUAACAAAAGAUCAAAGAGCUGUUCUAGCUGUUUACAUAAAAUGUCCUAUGGGAAGUCAUCGUGGACACCGUGGCCUGCAUCUUGUGAGGUUUGGCAGCGUAUUCAUGCAGAUUACUGUGGUCCAUUCUUAAAUUCAUAUUAUGCUUUAGUUAUUGUGGAUUCUUAUUCUAGAUGGCCAGAAGUCAUCAUUACAGAUAGUCCUAAUGCCAAAUUCACUCACAGAGCGUUGAGAAAGAUUUUUAGUCGAGAAGGAAUUCCAGAUGUCUUAGUUACUGACAAUGGUACUCAUUUUACGGAGAAGAACUUCAAUGAUUGGCUCAAACAUAUAGGUUGUCGUCAUUUGUACACAGCACCACGUCAUCCUCAGUCAAACGGGUUGGCAGAAAAUUUUGUACGAACAUUAAAGAGUGCUAUAGCAUCAAUGAGUCCUCAAAAUUUUGAUGAGCUAGAGAGAUGUGUGGAUAACUUCUUACUUCAAUAUCGCAAUGCGGAGCAUACAAGUACUCAUGAAAGUCCUGCAAAACUAUUCAAAUCUCGAAUUCUCAGAAAGCAUCUGAUGUCCACGACUUCUGAUGUACAUUAUUACAGAGGGAAUGAUUAUAGACCUUCUAUUGGUAUCAUACUACAAAGAAUGGGAAAUCGAAUGGUGAAGAUAUUAGACAUCGAAGAUAAUUCAGUUCAUAACAGACACUUGGAUCAAGUGAGAAUAAAUGAGGUAGGUCGUUCCGAUUAUGAUUAUAAUGACUCCGCUACUAAUCCCGACUUUGUAGAUAAUUCAGAAAUAAGUCUAGAUGAUACUGAUGGAAAUGAUAUCACCGAAUCAGUUAGAAGAUCGCAGAGACUGGCAAGCAAACCGCGAUAUCAUUAUAAAUACGCAAGGAGACAUUCAACGUGUGGCGGAUGUGGUGAUUGACUAUUUCUAUCUUUGUAUUGUUUAAAUACUUACUGUUGAUUGUUAAUAUUUUCAUAUAUGAAUUGCAUUCUAAUUCCGCUAAAUACAAAUUCCUGAUUGCUGCCC